AUGCCGUCUAUCGAGGCUCCUUCGACCAACGGCGUCCUCUCCGCCAACGACAACAUCACUCGUUUCAACCCUCCCAGUCGCGUUCUGACGCCUCUCGAACACACCCUCUUCCACAACAAGACACGAUGCUUCCUGACUGGGAACAGUGGUAUGCAGCCUCGAGCCGUGCAGGGCAUGCUCGACUUCGACUUCAUCUGCAAGCGCAGCACCCCGUCCGUCGCCGCUAUCAUCUACACCUUCGGCGGUCAAUUCGUCAGCAAGAUGUACUGGGGUACCAGCGAGACUCUGCUCCCGGUGUAUCAGGAUGUGAAGAAGGCCAUGGCCAAGCACCCCGAGGUUGACACGGUUGUCAACUUUGCCUCGUCGAGAUCGGUCUACAGCUCCACCAUGGAAUUGAUGGAGUACCCCCAGAUCAAGACCAUUGCUAUCAUUGCAGAGGGUGUCCCAGAGCGGAGAGCACGUGAGAUCAUGGUUGUCGCCAAGGAGAAGGGCAUCACCAUCAUCGGCCCGGCCACCGUCGGAGGUAUCAAGCCCGGCGCCUUUAAGAUUGGAAACACUGGUGGUAUGAUGGACAACAUCGUCGCCUCCAAGCUCUACCGCAAGGGUUCGGUGGGCUACGUUUCCAAGUCCGGUGGUAUGUCGAACGAGCUGAAUAACAUCAUCUCUCAGUGCACCGACGGUGUGUACGAGGGUGUCGCCAUUGGCGGUGACCGGUACCCUGGAACCACCUUCAUCGAUCACCUGCUGCGCUACCAGGCCGACCCGGAGUGUAAGAUCCUCCUGCUCCUCGGUGAGGUCGGUGGUGUCGAGGAGUACCGUGUCAUUGAGGCUGUCAAGAACGGCACCAUCACCAAGCCCAUUGUCGCCUGGGCAAUUGGUACCUGUGCCAGCAUGUUCAAGACGGAGGUCCAGUUUGGUCACGCCGGUGCUUCGGCCAACUCCCAGCUGGAGACUGCCGUCGCCAAGAACCAGGCCAUGCGGGAAGCUGGCUUCUACGUCCCGGACACUUUCGAGGACCUGCCCAAGGUGCUCUCGGAGCUGUAUCAGAAGCUCGUCGCCGAGGGCACCAUCAAGCCCGCUCCCGAGCCCGUGCCGCCCAAGAUCCCCAUGGACUACUCGUGGGCGCAGGAGCUGGGUCUCAUCCGGAAACCUGCCGCCUUCAUCUCCACCAUCACCGAUGACCGUGGCCAGGAGCUUCUGUAUGCCGGAAUGCCCAUCUCGGAUGUCUUCAAGGAGGACAUCGGUAUCGGUGGUGUCAUGUCUCUGCUGUGGUUCCGUCGCCGCCUGCCCGCCUACGCGACCAAGUUCUUGGAGAUGGUGUUGAUGUUGACGGCCGACCACGGUCCCGCUGUGUCGGGUGCCAUGAACACCAUCAUCACCACCCGUGCCGGCAAGGACCUGAUCAGCUCUCUGGUCUCCGGUCUGCUGACCAUUGGUUCCCGCUUUGGUGGUGCUCUGGAUGGCGCUGCCGAGGAAUUCACCAAGGCAUUCGACAAGGGCCUGAGCCCUCGUGAGUUUGUCGACACGAUGCGGAAGGAAAACAAGCUGAUCCCCGGUAUCGGCCACAAGGUCAAGUCCCGCAACAACCCCGAUCUGCGUGUCGAGCUGGUCAAGGAGUAUGCGAAGAAGCAUUUCCCCAGCACCAAGCUGCUGGACUAUGCUCUUGCCGUUGAGACAGUCACCACGUCAAAGAAGGACAACCUGAUCCUCAACGUUGAUGGCGCCGUGGCCGUCUGCUUCGUGGACCUGCUCCGUAACUCGGGCGCCUUCUCUGCCGAGGAGGCUGAGGACUACCUGAAGAUGGGUGUGCUGAACGGUCUGUUUGUGCUCGGCCGUAGCAUUGGUCUCAUUGCCCACUACUUGGACCAGAAGAGAUUGCGUACCGGUCUGUACCGCCACCCGUGGGACGACAUCACCUAUCUGCUCCCGACCAUCCAGAAGGGUGUUCCAGGCUCGGAGGGCCGUGUCGAAGUCAACGUUUAA
Molecule: messenger RNA, 1983 nt
Organism: Rasamsonia emersonii CBS 393.64
Lineage: Eukaryota; Fungi; Ascomycota; Eurotiomycetes; Eurotiales; Trichocomaceae
Product: ATP citrate synthase
Exons: 5
Coding region: 1-1983 (660 amino acids)
Biological process (GO): acetyl-CoA biosynthetic process; fatty acid biosynthetic process; tricarboxylic acid cycle
Cellular component (GO): cytosol
Molecular function (GO): ATP citrate synthase activity
Source: RefSeq, a predicted model, not a curated record